Messenger RNA from Dimorphilus gyrociliatus, 2573 nucleotides. Lineage: Eukaryota; Metazoa; Annelida; Polychaeta; Dinophilidae. The record is from the annotation of a GenBank genome assembly.
AUAUAAGACCGGUCAGCUGACUGCGCAUGGGCGACAGAGCAGAAGCAAUUAAAAUAGUGGCGGUAGAAAAUAGCCCGUUAAUCAAUGAUUGUAUGACUAGAUAUACUCAAUAACUGCUUUAUAGAAUCUUAAAAGUUUCCAUAAACAAGAUAAAUAUGAAUCUCUGCCUACUUCCUUUGAUAUUCAAUAUUUUCUUAACUGCAGUUAGCAGAGCCCACCACAUAGCAGACAUAAUCUCAAGAUUCGAACCUCUUAGUUACUCGAAAGAGCAUUUGAGAAAUCAUAGAUCUCGAAGAAGCGUCGAUGGAUAUUUUACAUUCAAACUGCAGAGCCCUAAUAGAAGUUUUAACCUUCAACUAAAAUCUGAUAGUGCAGCUUUUUCGGAUGAUUUCAUUUUAGAGGGUUCUUCUAAACCGAAAAACAGUAAUCACUUUCAUCAUCUUUAUACUGGUAGCGUUCAAGACCACGAUGGUUCAUCUGUGGUCGGUUACAUUGUUGAUGGUGUAUUUCAAGGACAAAUUGAUUUGGCUAACGAAACAUUUUACGUUGAAAAGUCCGCUAAAUUUUUUCCUAACGAGAAAAAAUCAUUUCAUAGCAUUUUGUAUAAGGAUAAACAUGUAAAUAUGAAACGAUUCAAAAGGAGUGCUGGAUUACGGUGUGGAAAUGACGAAAGUCGACAAUGGAUGGAGAGUAUUCAGAAUUCAGCAGCAGAACGUACAAAGAGAUCAACCAGACAAGCGAAUCCGUAUAGCUGGCAUGCUAAUCGACAGAAGAGAUCAAUACCUGAUGGGUCUAAUACUUGCACACUGUAUCUACGAGCUGACAUUGAGCUUUACGAGAAAUAUAAAGAAUUAUUCGGAUCAAAUGCGGAAGAAGAAAUUAUGGGAAUGUUUCAUAUUCAUGUGACAAAUCUUAUAUCGAUUUAUAAUAACUCACAAUUUGUGGAUACCAAUGGCGUGGUAUACGCGGGUAUAUCUUUUAGCGUACGAAGAGCAAAAAUUGUUACUGCCUGUACACCAGGAGAUGUUGACGAUUGGAUGUGUAAGAAAAACAUAGACGUCAAUAACUACUUGAACUAUGCGAGCUUGCAGAAUCAUGAUGACUUCUGCUUGGCUUUCGUUUUCUCUAAUAGAGAUUUUAACGGUGGUACUUUGGGUCUAGCUUGGGUGGCUAGUCCGAAUAAUCAGGCAGGGGGAAUAUGUGAAAGAUAUAGGGAUUAUGAAGAUGGUAAAGGGAAAAAGACGAAAAAAUCUCUUAAUACGGGCAUUGUUACUCUUAUCAACUACGGACGCUUUGUCCCCCAGAAAGUCUCAGUGUUAACUUUCGCUCAUGAAAUUGGUCACAAUUUUGGAUCACAGCACGACUCUGGAGUAUGUAUUCCUUCGGAUAGCGGUCAAGGAGGGGGAAACUUUAUUAUGUAUGCCUCGGCAACUGACGGAACAGCGAGCAACAAUAAUAAAUUCUCUGAAUGUAGCCUUAAGUACAUAGGGAGUGUUUUAAACGCAGUCUUCAAUGGUAACAGUAAAGAAAACUGUUUUACCAGCCCAGUCGCAGGUUUCUGUGGUAAUAAAAUAGUAGAAAAGGGUGUUAAAGGCAAUAAUGAACAAUGCGAUUGUGGUUAUGCGAAUGACUGCAAAGAUAAAUGUUGUCAUGCCAGGGAAAGUAGUUCCAAAGUGGAACAAUGGUGUAAAUUGAGGGAUAAUAAGGACUGUAGUCCGACUGCAGGUCCUUGUUGUAAAGAAGACUGUACAUUUGUGAGUGACGUGCAAUGUGCAGCAGCAACUGAGUGUGCUUUUGAGGCUAAAUGUAACGGAAAAACUGAAAAAUGUCCAGAUCAAAGUCCUAAAGCUGAUCAUACUCUUUGUAAUGAUUUCACGCAAGUUUGCAUAAGUGGUUUAUGCACGGGAUCUGUUUGUCAAAAGAUUAAUUGGACUCAAUGCUUUUUAAAGAAACCGUCACAACCUUCGAGAGAUUACGAUUUUGGCGAUUUAUGUUAUGUGGCAUGUAGAAAGGAUAGGAAUUCACCUUGCGUUAGCUCAAAUUCUGAACAAUCAGUAUUGAAAAAACAGGAGAAUUUAGAAUUUUAUGAAUUGCUUAAAAGUAUAUCUAAAGACGAUAAAUUGGCCAUUAAACUUAGAUCAGGAGCACCCUGCGACGAUUACAAAGGGUAUUGUGAUGUCUUUCAAAAGUGCCGUAGUGUGGAUGCCGAAGGUCCGCUCUCACGACUAAAGAAACUGCUGUUUAGUGAGGAGACUAUUGCAACAAUAAGAGAUUGGAUAGUAAAAAAUUGGUGGGCUGUUCUCUUGAUGGGUAUAGGACUCAUCAUUUGUAUGGGAUUGUUUAUAAAGCUUUGUGCUGUCCACACACCCAGCUCUAAUCCUAAAUUAAAAGCAGCUGUUACUUUGAAACAAACCUUGACUUUCAGAAGAAGACAUAACCGUCAUCCGCAAGGUCCUCCACCCGCCUAUCAACAAGCUCAGAGUUCAGCUGGUGGACCUGCUCAGGGUAGGAGAAAGAAGCGCGUUAAUGAGAUUCCCAUAGACCGUAUAAAUAAGGGUGGUAACCGAGUUUAA